CGAAUAACGAUUUUCUUACUCUCGGCAGCAUAGUGCACACUAGAGUGAGGUCUAUGAACUUUCGUUUCCAUUACUAUCAAAAACUUUGCACUAUCAUUGACAUGCACGCACUUAAUAUACCAUCAAACCAUAAAUGAUAUUUAACUUAUAAUUCCUUCGUGCAUACAAAUUUGAUUUACCUACCCACCGCUGAGAACCAGCGCACCACCCCCCACAUACGCUUGUCAUAAAACAAAAAGUCAAUUUGUUUUGCUGUAAUUUGUGGCAUGCGAAAAGUUCGCUAAUAAUAGCAACAAGGAGAACUGCAAAUUUCGCCAGUCAGUUUGUUGAGGAACGCGCUGGAGCACACUACGGGCUCUGCUUCGCUGUUAGUUGUGACCCCCUCAGCAUGAGCGUACGCAUAACGCCACCUAUUGAGGCGAAAAAGGCAGAGGAGGCCGAGGAGACGGCACCGCGUCGCGCCGAAUUGCCUUACAAUUUCGAAAAGGAACUCAUUGAAAAUCAAAACCGCCACUUUUGCGGCCAUUACACAUACGUGCCUUGCAAAUUGGUCGAACCGAUGGCGAAGAAAUUCUACGCGCGACACGAUCAAAACACUUUGGAUUUCGAAAAGUUCACGGAAUUCGUCAAGCAGCGCGGUAGACGACGUGCGCGUGGCAUAUUACCGCAUCUCUCGGGAGAAGUUUACGGCUGGUUGCCGGCAGAAAUGGGCGAGAGUGUGAGGGAGCUGAACUUCAUUUGUGCACCGAAAAUACGCACCGACAUGACCAUACACGGCGAGAGAGUGAUCAGUGAGCGCGUGACUGAGCGACCGCCCUUCAAUGGUUUGCGGUUUAUUGUUUAAAUUUGAUUUUUAUAAGAAAAAGAAAAGAAAUAAAAUUUAUAUUUCUGCUAAUAUCGACCUACCUCACUGCUUUCAUACUCACAUGUAUUUAUGCUUUGUGUAUGUGUGUGCGUGCUUGUGUGGAAUUCGUAAUUGGUUUUGACACGCGAACCUGAGCAGCCACAGCAACCGCAUUUAUUAUUAUUAGAUAGUCCUUAUUAACCAACGAUAUUUGUUGUUUUUGUUGUUGUUAUAUAUGUA
Zeugodacus cucurbitae (melon fly) is the source of this 1084-nucleotide messenger RNA. RefSeq lists its product as uncharacterized. Lineage: Eukaryota; Metazoa; Arthropoda; Insecta; Diptera; Tephritidae. The record is from RefSeq and is a predicted model, not a curated record. The coding region runs from base 389 to 844 and encodes 151 amino acids. The transcript has 2 exons.